AUGAAAGUUUUAAGUAUUGGAUCCUUUUUGGCUUUGUCCGGUUUAGCAGCAGCCGGAAAUUUGCAUCAUGGUGGAGCUAGCACUUAUACCUCAGUGGUCGAACAUGGUGACAGUUAUGGUCAUGGUGGACAUGGUUGGUCGGGACAUGGCGAUGAUAGUUAUGGUCAUGGCGGAGCUGGUUAUGGCCAUGGUGGUGCUGGUGCAGCGAGCAGUUAUGCCACAAUGGUCAAUCAUGGCUAUGGUCAUGGGCAUGGCUCGUCAGAACAUGGUGUUGAAAGCGGCCAUGGUUUGUCAGGACAUGGAUAUGCAGGUGCUAGUUAUGGUCAUGGCGGUGCCGGUUAUGGCCAUGGUGGUGCUGGUGGAGCUAGCAGCUAUGCCUCCGUUGUCAAACAUGAAGAUAGUCAUGGCCAUGGUGUUGAAAGCGGUCAUGGUUGGUCUGGACAUGGAGAUGCUAGUUAUAGUCAUGGCGGAGCUGGUUAUGGCCAUGGUGGUGCUGGUGGAGCUAGCAGCUAUGCCUCCGUUGUCAAACAUGAAGAUAGUCAUGGCCAUGGUGUUGAAAGCGGUCAUGGUUGGUCCGGACAUGGAUAUGCAUCUUAUGGUCACGGCGGUUCCGGUUAUAGCCACGGUGGUGCUGGUUCAGAUCAUGGUCAUGAUUAUCAUUCAUAUCCCAAAUAUGAAUUUGCAUAUGGUGUUAAGGACUCAAAAACUGGUGAUAUGAAAGAUCAAUGGGAACAUAGAGAUGGUGAUCAUGUCAAGGGUAGCUACACCUUGAAGGAAGCCGAUGGCACCACUCGUGUUGUUGAUUACCAUGCCGAUGGUCAUCACGGUUUCAAUGCUGUCGUCAAGAAAUUGGGUCAUGCCCAACAUUCUGAAUCUUAUCAUCAUGGUGGACACUUGGGUCAUGGUGAUGGUUACAGUCACUGAUAUGGCCAUGGUCAUGCUACUAGUUAUGCCAAAGUCAAAAUGCAUUAA
This is a messenger RNA of Musca vetustissima, 972 nucleotides long. RefSeq lists its product as uncharacterized. The record is from RefSeq and is a predicted model, not a curated record. NCBI's taxonomy places the organism in Eukaryota, Metazoa, Arthropoda, Insecta, Diptera, Muscidae. Gene Ontology annotation, cellular component: extracellular matrix. The transcript has 2 exons.